Molecule: messenger RNA, 162 nt
Organism: Racocetra persica
Lineage: Eukaryota; Fungi; Glomeromycota; Glomeromycetes; Diversisporales; Gigasporaceae
Source: the annotation of a GenBank genome assembly
AUAAUCGAAAAGAGAUUAGAAGCUGAAGAAGAAAGAGUUAAAGAAAAGAGAAACAAAAAAACAAGGAAAGACGAUACAAGAAAAAAAAUCGAAAAAAGACAAGGAAAUCAAAAAAAAAAGAAUCAAAAAAGAAAGAGAAUUGAAGAGAGAAAAGAAAAUUAA